AUGGUGCAGAAAUCCCGCAACGGCGGGGUUUACCCGGGCCCGCAGACCGAGAAGAAGCUCAAGGUGGGCUUUGUGGGGCUCGAGGCGGCCGCGGCGGAUUCGAGUCGUGAUGGCGCGCUGCUCAUCGCGGCCACUGACGCGACCAAGCGCGGUAGCAUCCUGAGCAAGCAGCGCUCCGGCAUCGCGGGCAAGAAGCCGCCCAAGCGCAACGCUUUCUACCGGCGCCUGCAGAAUUUCCUCUAUAAUGUUCUGGAGAGACCACGAGGCUGGGCGUUCAUCUAUCACGCUUAUGUUUUCUUGCUGGUGUUCUCUUGUUUGGUCCUCUCUGUGUUCUCAACCAUCAAGGAGUAUGAACAGAGCUCUGAGGAUGCCUUGUACAUACUGGAAAUUGUGACGAUUGUGGUGUUUGGAGUUGAAUACAUUGUAAGAAUUUGGUCAGCGGGAUGCUGCUGUCGAUACCGAGGAUGGAGAGGCAGGCUAAAAUUUGCUCGAAAACCUUUUUGUGUCAUAGACAUCAUGGUGCUAAUAGCCUCCAUCUCAGUGCUGGCAGCUGGCACACAGGGCAAUGUGUUUGCCACCUCAGCCAUCAGAAGUCUUCGCUUCCUCCAGAUCCUCCGCAUGAUUCGGAUGGACCGCCGUGGAGGAACCUGGAAACUGCUGGGGUCUGUUGUCUAUGCUCACAGCAAGGAGUUGAUCACAGCUUGGUACAUUGGCUUCCUGUGUUUGAUCCUGGCCUCUUUCCUUGUGUACCUGGCUGAGAAGGAGGACAACGAGAUGUUUGCAACCUAUGCUGAUGCUCUUUGGUGGGGUCUGAUCACACUGACCACAAUAGGGUAUGGAGAUAAGUAUCCAGUAACGUGGAACGGACGCCUUCUUGCAGCAACAUUCACCCUCAUUGGAGUGUCCUUCUUUGCCUUGCCUGCUGGAAUCUUGGGCUCUGGCUUUGCCUUGAAGGUCCAGGAGCAGCAUCGGCAGAAACAUUUUGAGAAACGACGGAAUCCAGCUGCAGGGCUCAUUCAGGCAGCUUGGAGAGUGUAUGCUACCAAUCUCUCUCGCACAGACCUGCAGUCAACUUGGGACUACUAUGAGAGAACUGUGUCAGUCCCUAUGUACAGACUCAUUCCCCCCCUAAACCAGCUUGAUCUGCUCAGAAAUCUGAAGAGCAAAUCUGGUCUUUCUUUUAGGAAGGAAGCCCAACCAGAGCCAUCUCCAAGUCAGAAGGUCAGUCUGAAAGAGCGAGUGUUCUCCAGCCCAAGAAGCUCUGGAACAAAGGGGAAAAGUUCACCUCAAGGUCAGCAGCCACUGAGACGCUCUCCCAGUGCAGAUAAUAUUGAAGACAGUCCUUCUAAAGUGCCCAAGAGCCUGAGCUUUGGUGACCGUAGCCGUGCUAGACAAGCAUUUCGCUUCAAAGGGGCGGCUUCACGCCAAAACUCAGAAGUGCUGAUUGAGAUGCAGGCGGAAGAUUUGAGGCAGAAGAGCUCUCCAGAAGCCAGCCUUCCUGGAGAAGACAUUGUUGAUGACAAUAAGAGCUGCCAUUGUGAGUUUGUUCCACAAGAUUUAACACCAGGAAUUAAAGUUACCAUCAGGGCAGUGUGCAUUAUGCGGUUUAUGGUGUCAAAGAGAAAGUUUAAGGAGAGUCUCCGGCCUUAUGAUGUGAUGGAUGUUAUUGAGCAGUAUUCAGCUGGACACCUAGACAUGUUGGCCAGGAUUAAAAAUCUGCAGUCCAGGAUAGAUAUGAUAUUGGGUCCUCCGGGUCCCACCACUCCCCGCCAUAAGAAGUAUUCAACCAAGGGAAGCAAAGAGUCGCCCCAGUUCUCACCUAGGGUCGACCAGAUUGUUGGCAGAGGUGCUGCAAUCACAGACAAGGAUCGCCCUAAAAGCUCAGCAGAAGCAGAAAUUGCAGACGACCCAAGCAUGAUGGGAAGGCUUCUGAAAGUAGAGAAACAGGUGAUAUCAAUGGAAAGGAAACUUGAUUUCUUGGUGAAUGUCUACAUCCAACGAAUGGGAAUCCCACAGUCUGAGACAGAUGCCUACUUUGGUUCUAAAGAGCCUGACCCAGCCCCACCAUACCAUAGCCCAAUUGAGCAUAUGGAGAAGUCUGGCUCUAUUACUAAGAUCAUCUGUUCAAACAGUUCAACUGGCCAGAAGAAUCUUGAUGCUCCUCCAUCUGCAUGUACCAACCAGAACAACUGCCCUCCAUCCACCUCUUGGCAACCCCAUGCCCUUCCUGGACCCCCUCAGUGCUGCAGAGGCACCUCCCCAGUAGGUGACACCUCCUUGGUGCGAAUCCCACCCCCUCCAACUCAUGAGCGCUCUUCCAAUGGCCAUAAUGGCUCCAACCGAGGCUCUCGUGGCAGUGCCGUAGAGGAGGUGAAGCCUGGAGCUCUGUCUCAUCAGCAGGCGGGUGCUGACAGUGACACCUCCAUCUCCAUUCCUUCUGUGGAUCAUGAGGAGCUUGAGCGCUCCUUCAGUGGCUUCAGUAUCUCACAGUCUAAAGAGAACCUAGACUUCCUUAACAAUGCAUACUACAGUGGCAUGACACGCUGCUCCAAAUUGAGGCCCUACAUUGCAGAGGGUGAGUCCGAUACAGACUCUGAGCUUUGUGCCCCUUCACCUCAUUCUGCCACUGGGGAAGGAGCAUAUAGUGACAGGGGCUGGUCUGGCCCCAAGUAA
Messenger RNA from Neoarius graeffei (lesser salmon catfish), 2673 nucleotides. RefSeq names its product potassium voltage-gated channel subfamily KQT member 2 (gene kcnq2b). Gene Ontology annotation, cellular component: membrane. Gene Ontology annotation, biological process: potassium ion transport; transmembrane transport. Gene Ontology annotation, molecular function: voltage-gated potassium channel activity. The transcript is spliced from 17 exons. The record is from RefSeq and is a predicted model, not a curated record. The coding region runs from base 1 to 2673 and encodes 890 amino acids. Lineage: Eukaryota; Metazoa; Chordata; Actinopteri; Siluriformes; Ariidae.